GAGGUGGGCCAGCUACGGUGAAGAUGAUUUCAACCAAACACCAGCCGUUGUAAUUGCUGACAAGAGGGCUUGUAUAAAUGUUUGAUUGGGACAGCUGCUGGAACUUGAGGCAAGAGUACAAAUGACAGUCUCAUCUUAGAAUUCUUGAUCACCACCAUGUCCACGAUCACCAGCUCCGCAAACGCCGUCAUCAAAAAAGUCAGAGCCUCUCGCGAUGCCACUCUACUGACCACCUCCCUCCAUAUCCCCGCCUCUCGCCUCAACGUUAUCGACAUCGCCUCCGAAUCCGGAAUACUCACACCCAGAGCCCUCGCCAUAACCGAACUCCCAACAGAAGAUCUACUCCGUCGCUUACGCUCGAGGGAAAUCACAGCCGUGGAGACAGCUUGGGCAUUUAUCCGGCGCGCGAGCGUAGCACAGGUCGCGGUAAACUGCCUCACGGAACUCAUGGCUGAAGAAGCCCUCAACCAUGCUAAAUUCCUCGAUGCGGUCAUCGAGACGGGGCCGCCGAUGGGUCCGCUGCACGGGCUUCCUAUCUCGUUGAAAGAACAUAUUGGGCUCGCGGGGCAUUCGCUUUCGGUGGGGUAUGUAGCGUGGACAACCCAUGAUCCACCAAAACAAGAUUCGGAGUUGGCGGCACUACUCAAAAGAGCUGGGGCGGUGAUUAUCUGUAGGACGACCGAACCGCAGAGUGUGAUGCACCUCGAGACGUCGUCUCCACUGUACGGCGUCACGACCAACCCCUACAACCGGAACCUCACGCCCGGGGGUUCCUCGGGCGGGGAAUCGGCGUUACAGGCGAUGCGUGGCUCCCCGCUCGGGUUUGGUAGCGAUAUCGGGGGCUCGGUACGGUGUCCCGCCGCGAAUUGCGGGUUAUAUUCCUUACGUCCCACCGCGCUCCGACUCCCCAGAUCUGGCGUAAAGAGCAGCAUGCCAGGCGCCGAAUCAAUCCUGGGCGUAAUGGGUCCCAUAUCCUCUUCCGUCGCGGGACUCGAAGUCGCGAUGCGUGCAGUCAUCGACGGGGCGCCGUGGAUGUACGAUCCGGCCUGUGUUCGCAUGCCCUGGCGGAAGGUCGAGAUAGAACCGAAAGGGAAGGAGAAGAUUAGAGUGGGCGUGAUGAGGUGGGAUGGAGUCGUUAUGCCCACACCCACGAUACAGCGCGCGCUCUCCUACGCUAUUCACAAAUUGAGCGAAGAGUCAAGGAUUGAGAUCGUGGAGUAUGAGCCGCUGGAGCACUAUGAAGCUUGGAAACUCAUCGCGGAACUAUACUUCCUCGACGGCGGCGCGACAAUCCGGGAUAUCCUGGCCUCAGGCGGCGAGGAACCCGAACCACUAACAUCCCACAUCCUAGGCGACACCCCCGACGGCAACCACUUUUGCCGACCCCACAGUGUCAGGGAAAUCUGGGACCUCUGCGCCCGCCGCGACGAAUUCCGGAAACGGUACUUACACCAUUGGCAAUCCCACCACAUUGACUGCCUCCUCUCCCCGGUCGGACCCAGCACCGCCCCCCGCCUCGGAACAUCAAAAUACUGGGGCUAUACCUCAAUCUGGAAUCUCCUCGACUACCCGUCCGCAACCUUCCCAAUCCACUCCAUCUCCUGCGACCCACGCUUCGAUUCCGCCACGUGGGAGUAUAUGCCGGUAAAUGAGGAAGAUCGGAGACAUUGGGAGGGGUGGGAUCCGGAGGGGAUGAGGGGGGGUCCGGCCGGGUUGCAGGUUACUGGGCUGAAGGGGGGGUUGGACCUCUGCCUCCUAAGGAGUGAAGGAGAGUACUAUAGCUAGUCGAAUCGGUCAGUGAGCUUGGGCUUGGCGUACCAGUACGAGGGCGUGGGUUUUGCUAUCGAUGCAUCAUGUCAUUAUUCUAGCAAAACGAUUGACCAUAUGCGACUUGUCUAUAUCAAACUUCAGUUACAAAUACGAGUGUCCGACGCUUCCUGUAGCUACGUAUGCUAUGGCCCACAAGUACCAGGCUCCCUCGGAGCAAUUUGAGUCAUCGCGAAACCGCUCUCAACACGUUGUCC
Molecule: messenger RNA, 2024 nt
Organism: Saitoella complicata NRRL Y-17804
Lineage: Eukaryota; Fungi; Ascomycota; Saitoellomycetes; Saitoellales; Saitoellaceae
Product: putative amidase
Exons: 2
Coding region: 157-1785 (542 amino acids)
Source: RefSeq, a predicted model, not a curated record